Talaromyces stipitatus ATCC 10500 is the source of this 2495-nucleotide messenger RNA. RefSeq lists its product as uncharacterized. Lineage: Eukaryota; Fungi; Ascomycota; Eurotiomycetes; Eurotiales; Trichocomaceae. The coding region runs from base 1 to 2349 and encodes 782 amino acids. Gene Ontology annotation, biological process: regulation of DNA-templated transcription. Gene Ontology annotation, molecular function: DNA-binding transcription factor activity, RNA polymerase II-specific; zinc ion binding. Gene Ontology annotation, cellular component: nucleus. The transcript has 3 exons. The record is from RefSeq and is a predicted model, not a curated record.
AUGGAUGGUAAACCGAGACUACAAAAAGCAUGCGAUGCAUGCAACAUCCGCAAAGUCAAGUGUGACGAGGGUGGACCACCAUGCAAGUCCUGUAUCUCUCUAGAUAUUCCAUGCACAUUUGACCGACCUAAAAAGCGUCGUGGUCCUCCAAAUAAACAUGCAGAGGCACUCAAAAAGCAAAAAGCGCAGCCCACAACUCCGCCAGCAACGGUGACUCCUGCUCUAGCGCCAGCAGCAGUGCCAACUCCUAUCAGCAUACCUCCUCCUCUGGCUCCUGUUACUGUCCCUACGACUGCCACUGCUACUGGGACCUUGACCACAGAUACCACAGUAUUAGACCAGAACAUACUUCCGUUGUCUGGCGAAUCAAUAUGUUCAUUACCAACACUUCAGCUACUAGUGGAUGACUUUUUUCUAUUCAUCCACCCUCUCAUCCCCAUACCGCACGAACCAACCUUCCGUGAAGCAUUUGCGAGGCGAGAAGAUCUGACCAAUGGACGGUUUCUGGCACUACUAGCUGCUGUAAUAGGCUCUCUGGUAGCCUCUUUCCCACGCCGGCCGCGAUUGCAUUUGCGCACAGACUCUGCAGGGUCUCGGUAUUCCAAUUCAAUGGCCUUUGCUAAGCGUUGUCAUGACAUAGCAGUACAGGCGCGAGGAUUGGGAUAUCUAGAUACGAGUACCACUGUUGAGGAUGCAGCCAUUAGUUAUCACUUAUCACUCUGUUCCAGCUACGUCUAUAAUCACCAACGCAGUCGGAUGUACCUUGGCGAGUGCAUGACUAUUCUGCGUGUAUACGGUCUAUAUAAACCUUCAAGGCAAGGCGGGGCUGAUCUUGGUGGGAUAACAGCCGGAUCACCGAUAUCUGAACCUCACGGUCAUCUCGGCGACAUCACUGAAACGACGGAGAACUACCUCGUUCAGGAGCAAGGCAGGCGUCUGUUUUAUAUAUGUCUUGCUGGGUUGCAGACGUUACAUCAACUCGGUUCAGCGGAUGGCCGGACUUACAUACCCCCUGAAACUCCGACGAACCGAUAUCCUCCUUUCCCUCUUGAAGUAGACGAUGAGUUCAUCACUUCUAAUCAAGUCACAGCGCAACCAGUCGGUGUUGUUUCCCAGCUUACGGGAUUCAAUGCGAAUGUGCGCAUAUUCCAAUGCUAUAAUCCGCUAUUAGCGUUAGAAAUUGCAUUCAACGACAUGCAACUAGUGAGCUGGGAAAGACAAAGACAACUGAUAUGGGAAUCAUUACAGAAAGCGAAAAAGGUCACUGCAGAACUACCUCCAGAACUGUCUUUGAAUUACCCACAGGAGCUUCUGAAUCUAUCCUCUCCUUCGAUUAUAGGUGGCUGGCCUUCAACUUUUGGGGAAAGUAUAACGACCCGUGAUCAGGAGCGUCGAAGGAUACAAUACGAGAUUCAAAAGGUGAACAUCUAUAUCAGUUCGUUGUCCACGCGAUCAUAUUUGGUUGAAAAGUAUUGGAUUUUGUUUGAGGGUCAUAUCAGAUUGCAAAAGGCGAAAGCUGCUUCUGCCGAAACACCGUCUAAUGUCGCUGCUCCAUUCGACUCUCAAUAUAUGACGAGUGACACGACAACGUCGGCACCAGAUGCGGAAUUCCAUGCGCAAACAGACCAGAUUGGACAAAUGAUGAGACAGGAACGUGGAUUGGUAAUCAAGGAUCUACUGUGUUUGCUGAAAAGUGUGCAAGAAAUCCAUAUAGAGCCAAACGGCGCCAGUUUCACCCAUAAAGUCCGCCAAAUAGCCUCUACACUUCUCAAUCUCCCCCAAGAAAUGAGCACAACACUCCCACCAACAACAACCACAACCGUCGACCCCGUAACCGGAACACCAACGGCAACAGAAACAACACCAUCAGGACCCCAACCCUUAUCCACAAGCGACGCCGAAAACUACCUUCGCACAUUCCUCAACAUCCUCGUCCGUCUCGAAGGUGUAGGCGUCACAGGCAGCGAUCCCAUCCAAUCCAUAAACACAGUCACAGAUAACCUCAACAUGAAACCGGACGAUCUGGACAUGAAUCUAAACUCCACUGCCGCUGCUACUACUACACUCCUCAACGCGGACAUGCCCAUGGAGGGCAACAAUAACAUCAAUGACGCUGCAGCUAAUAAUAGCAACAAUAUAAUAGCAACAACAGCGCUAUUAAACGACCCUUUAGUCUCAGCGGCAGCAGCAUAUCCGAGCCCUAAUCAUAAUGAAGCUUUCCUAUUACCGAUGAGUUAUACGGGGGAUGGGAUGAGUGGUCAGGAAGAAGAGGAAUUGAGACAGUGGGCAAAUUUGAAGGAGUUUCAAAAGUCGUUUGUGGAGGAUGGGGGGUUGUUGUAUUCUACUUGAUCUGUCUGUUGAUAUCUGGUCGAAAAUACUUAUUGUUUGUAUGUUUGGGAUGGUAUUUGUAACCUUGGAAGUUUGUUGUUCUGGAUUACGGGGACUCUAUUAAAGGGGUAGUAUACACAUCACGGCUUCAGUAGACAUGGAUACAA